AUGACGAGCGUGAAGUCAUUCACGCACGUCCUGCAAGAUGGCAUUGCGCCGACGGACAAUCUCUGGCACUAUCAUGUCCCCAACCUGCCGUCAUCUUCGAAGACAGAUCAUGCUCGUCUUAUCAAAGCAAUCACUCUCGUCUCGAAUGCGCACGAGCAGCUCAUCUCCUUGCACAUGGUCCCAGCGCCCUUCAACCGCGUCAUCAAAGAUGAUCCGCUCCACCAGUUCCUCUUGCUGAGUGUUGCCGAUUUUCGGCUCCAGAUUACAGCGAACACCAAGGAUGGCGAGACACAGCCUGCGCCAGCCCGAGAAAGUGCGGAAUAUGUCGCCAGGUUGUUGAAGACUGGUGUCGUCCUGAAUGGCCUUGCGUACCACUUCUUCGGUCACAGCAAUAGCCAGCUGAAAUCGCGGUCGUGCUUUCUGUUCGCAGCAUCCAAGGAAGUGAUAAAAGAAAAGGUGGAAGCACUGGCGGACUUCUCCAACAUGCAAUCUGUCGGCAAAAAGGCGAAGCGUCUAGGCUUGCUGUUCUCGAGCGCCGAGCACGCUUUAGAGCUGCAGCCGGAACGCUGCACUGACAUUGAUGAUGUCAAGUUGGGUGACUAUGUGUUCACAGAUGGAUGCGGCCUGAUUGCAGUACGACUGGCGAAACAGGUUGCGCAGCGCAAACGCAUUGUCUACAGGAACAAAAGGUACUUACCCUCGGUGUUGCAGAUACGUUAUCGGGGCUACAAAGGAGUCCUGAUGAUUGACCCGACAUUGACUGGCCAAACUCAAGUCUUGUUCCGAAAGUCAAUGAAGAAGCUCAAAGAUGUCAAAGACCUCUCAUUUUCCGUGGUCGAGCAUUCCAAGCCAUACACUUUCGGUUUCUUGAACGAUGAGAUUGUCGUCCUUCUCAACGCCCUCGGCGUGUCAACUGACACCAUACUCAGCAAGCAGACGGAAUACUUGCAAUUCCUGGACGAAGCAUACAAUGGAGAGCCCAGAGCCGCAUUUCGGUUCUUGUCAUAUCAGAACGAGCUAGAUCUGGCGGAGAAGUUACUCAUUGAAGGCGUCCACAGUGUGCGCAAGUCUCUUCGGAGCCUCGUCAAGACAGAGUACAGUCGAAUGCUCAACAAGUAUGAAGAGCAGCGUUGUCGCAUCAUGCUCACCCAGUCAAGACUGCUUUUUGGCGUAUGCGACCCCACCGGCAGAGACGGCGGUAUGAGUAGACUUCCUCCAGGAACAUGCUUCGUCCGAAUAACUCUGGACGGAGAUGGAGAACCCAGAACCUUGAUCAACACAGAGGUUCUGGUCACCCGUAACCCUUGUCUCCAUCCUGGUGACCUGCAAAAGUUCCGAGCUGUUGAUGUUCCCGAGUUCUCGCACUUGGUCGAUUGCAUAGUGUUCCCAAUCCGUGGGAGCAGGCCCAGCGCUGACCUGAUGUCGGGCGGAGAUCUCGAUGGAGAUAAAUUUUUCGUUACGUGGGAUCCGGAUAUCAUUCCAAAAAAGAUCGCGGAGGCCGCGAUGUACCCUGGCGUCAAAGAACGACAUCACUUUGGUGAGAUCACCGGUGACGAUAGAGCAGAAUACUUCGCUCGAUACCGAAGCACGUCUCUUGGGAAGAUCAAGAACCUCUACCUGAAAUGGGCUCGUUUGAAAGGCGCUAUGAGUCCAGAAUGCCAGCAACUCAAUCGUCUCUUCUCCCAAUGCGUGGACGGCAAUCAUGUGAAGGUCCCAGCGGCUUUCGAGGAUCCUCCCGAGACUCCCCCGGAUGCUUUGCCAUUCAUCUUAGACGUCUUGCAUGACGCCGCGACCGCUACAAUCACCAGGAACACCCAUCGCGUUUUCGAUAACGAAUCUAGUCCUACUGAUAUACUGGAUUUGAUCUCGUGCAGAGACUCAAUCGCAAUUUCAGAAUUCGAGCUGAUUCAAUUUGUACUAAGAAGCUGUACAAAGACUGGAGAGGACUUUGCCAGCUUUGCAGACCUAUUUAAUUAUGCUGCUCUGGAUGAUGAACAGAAGGCUUGGGUCAUUGGCCAAUUACCUCCGUCACGUCACAUGCCGUGUCUGAUCAAGAAUGGCCUCGUCCAGUCAGAUUUGAUCCUUCUCUCGGAGAUGCGCAAGUUUGAGCUUCAUCAUGCCGGUCUCCACUGGCAGCCGGUAUUUCUGUCAAGUGUCGACCGAAUGGCUCGGUUCCUGCCUAGUGUGUGCCGUGCACUGGACGUCUUCCACAAGAAAUUGGUAAUCCUGAGAGCCGAUGAACGUCUCACGCUCAUGAUCUAUGUGCCGCAGAAAAUAGCUCGAGCGUCAGAGGUCCAAGUCGAUGCUUCAGUGAGGGUCUUUGCGAUCCCACGAUCGUCAGACACUGGAAUGACACCAUAUAAAGUCAUGCCUACUAAGGUCAACUACAGACUCUACUGCGACGACACAGUGUUUCAACUGUACGAGACAAAGCGUGCAAACACUUUCGUCUUCUUGACUAAAGGCCCUGUUGACACUUCAUCCUACCGUGACACGAACACGAUGGGGGAAAGGAGGCGGCAGAAGCAAAAGACGCUCGAUGAAGGCUUAAACUUUGACUGUAGAGCAAGUGUUGCUUUGCAGAAGAUCAGCGCGCAGGUGCAGAAGCAUGUAGGCAGAAUGAACAGAGCUGGUAUACUCGCAGCGGAAAUCUAUGUCAUCAGUAAUCGAGACGUCCAAUCCAUGCGGUACCUUGAUCGGUGGCUGCACUUCAUCGACACGGAAGAGAAGCUCCCCAACUUUGAGCCCGUUUCACAGGAGUACCGGAUCCCAACCAUGAGUGACAGCGAACGCAGUAAAAUCCCGGAAAAGAUUGCUCGAAUUGUCUGGGAUCACGAUUUCCAGGCAGUCGAGCAGCUUACGACUGCUGGCGAGAUCACCCACACCUUACAGCUACUGCACAACACAGCACAGCUGAGUGUACUGCAAUUAAUCUACACCCGACUGAUCGAAUCCGUCACAAGAAAGAAUGAAACAACGCAACUAUGCACGCUCCGCUCUCUUCUCGAAUUUCUCCCCACUGCUGCUUUCCUCGCCCAGUCGCUCUUGGACUCUCAACUCUGGAAGCUUCACUGUCAAUCACUUGCAGAAGAAUCCAGCGUAAUCUUCCUCGCCAUUCUACCAGAAUUCGCCCUUCUCUCGCAUCAGAUAUCCGCAUUCGUGAAGAAACCAUUCCAAACCGUCCUUCGCAACAUCAAACAAAUCUCCGUACAACAACUUGUAGAUCUGUGCGAGAUCAUCGCGCUGACUAUGCCCGACGUGGAGCUCGCCCUGGAUUUUUUGCUCGAGUGUCUGGAACCUGAGAUUUCACGUAUACUGGUAGGGAGACCACUGGAGAUAUCCCAAUGCAUCAAGCAGCUCAUCGGGAUCGCAAUUGAACAUAUCGAGGAAGCAAAUAGCAACAGGAAAUUUCUGGGUCAAACUCUUCGAUUGGUGCAUGACAGAAAUUCCGACGGGUUCACGGUCGUCAAGACUCUUGUUCGCAUCGACUCGCCGAGCACAGCUUUGAAGACUGGCGAUCAUAUUCAAUUAGUGGUGACUGAAUCUCCGUCCAAUGCUCCGCUCAAGCAGCCGUAUACUAUGGAUGCUGUGGUCCUGCACACAGAACAAGGCUCGGCGAGACUUCGAUGCAUACAUCGCCCUCCUUCGUAUGUACAAGACUGUGCCUGGAAGUAUCGAAACUGCGGAUCUUUCGUCACGAGUAAAGCGAUGUUUGACGCCGUCGCGAGAUUCUAUGGAAGCAAGGAAGUAUGCUGUCCAUUGUACAAAUUACUCGUUGGCUUCCCUCCGUCAGUCAAGAAACAAGACGUGAACGAGGGUAGUAAAAUCAUCGGAACAAUGCAUCCACUGCUCAACAACAGUCAAAAUAAAGCACUGCAAGCCGCAAUGCAGCAUCGCCUGCUCUUUCUCUGGGGCCCUCCAGGAACUGGGAAGACUCACACAAUCGCAAUCAUUCUCCAAAACCUGCUUGUCAAAUUUCCCGCGUCAAGAAUUUUAGCCACGGCCCCGACACAUAAUGCCGUGGACAACAUGCUACAAAAAUUUAUCGAGAAGAGUUCGAAAGCUCUUGCCUACAAACCUCUCCGAGUAGCCACAGAUCUCAGCAAAGUCUCCUCAUCUCUACACGCCUUCACAUGCGACGCCUUCGUAGGCCAAGAUCUCACAGACUCGCACAGCGGACGACGAAAAGCUCAGGAACGAGUCACGCAAAGCCGUCUCAUCUUCACGACAUGUAUCGGCGCAGGGCUCGGUUUGCUGCGGAGCGAGGACUUCGACAUCGUGCUCGUAGACGAAGCCUCGCAGCAAACUGAGGCAGAAACACUCGUGCCUUUGACGAAAGGUUGUCGAAGAGCGAUACUCGUCGGCGACCAUGUCCAGCUUCGCGCGACGGUUCAGAAACAUUCCGUCCUGUCGGGGUUUGAUGUUUCGUUGUUUGAGAGACAUUACACCGCUUCUUCUUCCUCUUCCUCUUCUUCUUCUGCGAAAGUCAUGCUGGAUACGCAGUAUAGAAUGCAUCCGGACAUCUGUAAAUUCAGUUCCCAAGAAUUUUAUUUCGGACGUUUGUAUUCGGAUCGAGCGAUGGGUGGUUCGAUCAGGCUUCCGAGCUCUGCUUUUCCCUGGCCAGGAGAAAGUCGGAAGGUUUUCGUGCAGUGUUCUACGUCGGAAGACCUGGGACAUCAGUCGAAAUCGAAUGAGGGGCAGAUUGCACUCUGUCGGGAAAUUUGCAGGCUUCUUCUCACGAGGGACUCGCACGCGAUGAAAGAUGACACGAGUAUUGCGAUUCUCACGCCUUACUCUCGGCAGCGAUUGAGAUUGUCAAGCGAGCUUCCCGGAGAGUUGAUCGUCUCAAGCAUUGAUGGGUUUCAGGGUCGUGAGGCGGAUAUCGUUGUCUUUGUAACGGUGCGUUGCAAUGUACAUUACGAGAUCGGCUUCCUUAAGGACUUGCGUCGACUCAACGUCGCCGUGACUAGAGCGAGAGCUGGGAUUAUUAUUAUAGGUGAUCGGCAGACGUUGACGGGUCGUCUCGAGGAUGAUGCUGAUGCGGAUAUCAAACUCACUUGGAGGCGGCUGUUGGAUCAAUGCGUCCAAGUCUUGGUUGACGUUGAUGGAUAG
Molecule: messenger RNA, 5112 nt
Organism: Pseudocercospora fijiensis CIRAD86
Lineage: Eukaryota; Fungi; Ascomycota; Dothideomycetes; Mycosphaerellales; Mycosphaerellaceae
Exons: 6
Coding region: 1-5112 (1703 amino acids)
Biological process (GO): siRNA processing
Cellular component (GO): nuclear RNA-directed RNA polymerase complex
Molecular function (GO): helicase activity; ATP hydrolysis activity; RNA-directed RNA polymerase activity
Source: RefSeq, a predicted model, not a curated record